This is a messenger RNA of Prorocentrum cordatum, 411 nucleotides long. Lineage: Eukaryota; Dinophyceae; Prorocentrales; Prorocentraceae. The record is from the annotation of a GenBank genome assembly.
AUGCGCAAGAGCCUUGCCGAGCGAUUGGCCACCUUCGCGAAGGUGACAACGGAACUCAGCGAGAGGCACGUCCGGUGCAAGUGUUGGGGCGACGACUGGCAGACCCGACAGGCAGAGCACUGGGUGCUGUGGAACGACCACCUCACCCAGUCCAGGCACACCAGGUGGAGGGCAAGCGUCGACGCCCCGCUCGACAGUGAUGAGGAGAGGCAGUGGAAGGAGGAGUUCCGGUCCGUCGAGGACAACUGCAACAGCCACCGGCAGGCCCUCAGAGAGGCGCAGCAGCAGCACGGAGAAGACUGGCAGAAGACGGUGAAGGAGAAGGCACUCGCGGCGCCGGCGGCGGCCGCCCCGCCCCCGCCACAGCCCAGCGCGCCGAGGGUGGUGCAGCCGCCAGCGCAGCCCGCGGCG